GCCGGUUUGAGGAGGAUUUCAUCAAGAUGAGGAUGGAGCAGCUGCAGGCAUGGAUGACUCGGAUGUGUCGUCACCCCAUCGUCUCUCAGAGUGACGUUUUUCAGCUCUUCCUCAGCUACAGAGACGAGAAGGAUUGGAAGGCGGGAAAGAGGAAGGCGGAGAAAGAUGAGACGGUGGGUCCGAUGAUCUUCAGUCUGAUUGAACCUGAAGCCCCAGAGCUCGACGCUGCUGAGGUUGAACACAAGUGUGAGCACUACAGUCGGUUCACCAAGUCAAUGGAGGACGGAGUCCGAGAGCUGCUGAACGUCGGACACACACACUGGAAACGCUGCACCGGACCGCUGCCAAAAGAGUACGAGCGGAUUGGUCGAGCCUUCAGGAACCUGUCGGCUGUUUUCAUCAGCAGCAAAUAUCCAGGUGAGGAG
Micropterus dolomieu (smallmouth bass) is the source of this 425-nucleotide messenger RNA. RefSeq names its product sorting nexin-9-like. Gene Ontology annotation, molecular function: phosphatidylinositol binding. The record is from RefSeq and is a predicted model, not a curated record. The annotation marks the transcript as partial. Gene Ontology annotation, biological process: endosomal transport; cleavage furrow formation; plasma membrane tubulation. Gene Ontology annotation, cellular component: cytoplasmic vesicle; plasma membrane. The transcript is spliced from 4 exons. Lineage: Eukaryota; Metazoa; Chordata; Actinopteri; Centrarchiformes; Centrarchidae.